UAUAUAAUAUUUUUCUUUUCAAAGCCGUUUCAACAGUUAGAACUGUGGAACAGAUAAUUAGGUAAAGGUAUUGCAGUAAUGUAAAUAAUAUCUUUGAAAUCUAAAGACGUGAAAUACAAGCCUCCUCGUUUUUUCGUGGAUGAUUUUUGCCUCAAACACAAGAUUGAGCACUAACAGUUGAAAUGGCAACAGGAACUUGGGAAACACUGCCCCUGGCCACAGCAACAAUUGGACCAGACUGCUGGCGAGAUGCUGCAAUCAAAAAUAUUAAAGUGUCGCAAAACGUUAUGCAAAAGAGUGAUAAAGGAAUUGACCUUGGGCGUCAGCUUGAUCCUCUGCCAACUCUGCGUGACAAUUGUGCUCAACAGAGCAACACAAAAGUACAUAGUUAUGUCCGACAAACACGUCUAGUAGUUGUAAAGCUCCGUGAAAGCCUUCUUGAAACAAAUGAAGAAAUUAAGUCACUCUUAAGAGGCAAAGAAGCACUAGAGAAAAAUUUAGAGCACAUUAGAAAAGAUAUCUUGCUAAACAAGCAAAGCAUUUCAAUAAGGAAAUCUCGACCAAGCAGAGAGAAGGACUUUGAUGGAGCUGAUCAGCUUUUGAUGAAAGAAAGAUUAUGUCUAUUACAUAUCAAAAGAACCUUGGAAGGUGAAUUGAGAGCAACACAGAAACAAUUACAAAUUUUGGCAAGCGCUAGACGAAGGUUGUCAGACACAAUAAUGGAACGCAAUCGUGUUCUUGAUUUAAUCACACACGCUGUGUCAUCUGCUCGUCCAUCAUCAGGAAGAGUUUCUACAACAGAUGACAACAAUGGCCGAACUUCAGCUUACGAACGACCAGAAACUCCAGAGCCCGAUCCGAUUGGGCCAUACACACCAGAAUCGGCAGAGGCUGUACACUCUGCUCAAGAUGCUCGAGCAAGUUCGGCUUCUCUUCGUCGUGAGAUCAGGGAUACGAUUGACAGAUGUGUUUCCGAGCAGAGGGAUAUGCAUCUUACUGUAAAUAACGGAAUGACACAGAAGAUCGCUGAAACAACGACACUUACGCAACAUCUACAAGUUAAUCAUGGAGAGAACAGAGCAUCAAUCCACCGAUCCCAGAGACAUUAUGACUUGACAGACAAAGCACAAGGAUACACACUCGGACCUGUAGCACAUAAUGAUCUGAUGUGCAGAGAACGUCUUGACCGUCCGAUGGUCAAAAUUUAUCAACGCCAUCCAGGAACACAACUGCCAGAAGCUCACAAUUUGAUAGAUGGAAACGUUGGAUUGAUGCAGUCACUGAAAGCCACAAGCCGCAACAUUGCUCUUCUUCAUUUGGCCAGACUGCGUCUGAGUGAUGACAUUAGAGACAAACGCGUAGCAACUGGAAUCGACAGUGCCAUCGUUAGACUGAGACGACGAAGAAGUAAUUACCGAUGGGUGAUGGAAGGAAAGGAACUCAGCUUAUAAAGAUGAAGAAAACGCGACUAACAAUUUAUGACAAGAACAAAAUAGAAAACUAAAUUGCGAAGAGAUUUUAAAUGAAUUACACUGACUGCCUUUGACUUCUUCAUUGUGUGUUAAUGUGUGCAUUAGCUUUUAGAAAAAUAAUAUUUUCAGCACACUGCUACGGCCAAAUUUGAGUUUAAAAUGCACUGUUUUUUUAACUAGAAUACGAUGAAAAACCACCGUUUAAUAAAUAAAUAAACACAAAAACGAACAAUUUUUUAAUAAGUUCGUAAUUUAUUGUUUUAUUUUAUAACAGGAACAAUCAGGCGA
Molecule: messenger RNA, 1760 nt
Organism: Styela clava
Lineage: Eukaryota; Metazoa; Chordata; Ascidiacea; Stolidobranchia; Styelidae
Product: tektin-like protein 1
Source: RefSeq, a predicted model, not a curated record